Messenger RNA from Octodon degus (degu), 1590 nucleotides. It is a transcript of the gene Pofut1, whose product is annotated as protein O-fucosyltransferase 1. NCBI's taxonomy places the organism in Eukaryota, Metazoa, Chordata, Mammalia, Rodentia, Octodontidae. Bases 61 to 1239 code for a protein of 392 amino acids. Gene Ontology annotation, molecular function: peptide-O-fucosyltransferase activity. Gene Ontology annotation, biological process: Notch signaling pathway; regulation of Notch signaling pathway; protein O-linked glycosylation via fucose. Gene Ontology annotation, cellular component: endoplasmic reticulum. The record is from RefSeq and is a predicted model, not a curated record. The transcript has 7 exons.
UCGCUCUUCUCCUUCCCUCUCCGCCCGCUUUGCUAGGCUCGUUUGGGCUCCGGAGCCGACAUGGGCGCCGCCGCGUGGGCAAUGCCUCCCCUACCGUUGCCUGUGUCUCUUCUGCUGCUGCUGCUUUUGCAGCUCCCCGGGCUGCCCGCGGUCUCCUGGGACCCGGCCGGUUACCUGCUCUACUGCCCCUGCAUGGGGCGUUUUGGGAACCAGGCUGAUCAUUUCUUGGGCUCCCUGGCAUUUGCAAAACUGCUAAAUCGUACCUUGGCUAUACCUCCAUGGAUUGAGUACCAGCAUCAUAAGCCUCCCUUCACCAACCUGCAUGUGUCCUACAAGAAGUACUUCAAGCUGGAGCCCCUUCAGGCCUACCAUCGGGUCAUCAGCCUGGAGGACUUCAUGGAGAAGCUGGCACCUACCCACUGGCCUCCUGAGAAGCGGGUGGCAUACUGCUUUGAGGUAGCAGCUCAGAGAAGCCCUGAUAAGAAGACGUGCCCCAUGAAGGAAGGAAACCCCUUUGGCCCGUUCUGGGAUCAGUUUCAUGUGAGUUUCAACAAGUCGGAGCUUUUUGCAGGCAUUUCCUUCAGCACCUCUUAUAAAGAACAAUGGAUUCAGAGAUUUUCACCAAAGGAACAUCCAGUGCUUGCUCUGCCAGGAGCCCCGGCACAGUUCCCUGUCCUGGAGGAACACAGGUCGCUCCAGAAGUACAUGGUAUGGUCAGAUGAGAUGGUGAAGACAGGAGAGGCCCAAAUCCGCACCCACCUCAUCCGGCCCUAUGUGGGCCUUCAUCUGCGCAUUGGCUCUGACUGGAAGAACGCCUGUGCCAUGCUGAAGGACGGCACCGCGGGCUCACACUUCAUGGCCUCUCCGCAGUGUGUGGGCUACAGCCGCAGCACGGCAGCCCCACUUACCAUGACCAUGUGCCUCCCUGACCUGAAGGAAAUCCGGAGGGCUGUGAAGCUCUGGGUGAGGGCACUGAGUGCCCAGUCAGUCUACAUCGCCACCGAUUCUGAGAGCUAUGUGCCAGAGAUCCAGCAGCUCUUCAAAGACAAGGUUAAGGUGGUGAGUCUGAAGCCAGAGGUGGCCCAGAUCGACCUGUACAUCCUCGGCCAAGCUGACCACUUCAUUGGCAACUGUGUGUCCUCCUUCACUGCCUUUGUGAAGCGUGAGCGGGAUCUUCAAGGGAAGCAGUCCUCUUUCUUUGGCAUGGACAGGCCCCCUCAGCUCCGGGAUGAGUUCUGAUGCUGGCUGGGGCAUGUUACCUAUCUGGCAGGGGCACUAUAGCCAAAGGUUCUCCCAGAACUGCAAGCUCCUCUUCUUGCCUGUCAGAGAUCGAGGACAGUCCCACGGAGGAAGAGGACUUUCCAUCGCAGGGCACUGGACUUCCAAGCUGCUGAGGGCCCAAAUGCCCCCCUACCCCAUGUGCUUCUUGCUGUUUUCUCCACUUAGCAGAGCAGGCCAACAUCUGUGUUUUGAUCUGCCCGACUUGGAGCAGACUGCUGAACUCUCCAGGGAAGUUUUUUAUAGUGUUUUGUUUUGUUUUGUGUUUGUCUUUUUGAGAGAGUCUCGCUAUGAAGUUCAGGCCAGCUUUGA